AUGUCUCAGACCUUCACCAAGAGCCAGGUGGCCGAGCACAAGGACGAUAAGUCCAUGUACAUCAUCAUUGACGAUGGUGUUUACGAUAUCACCAACUUCCUCGACGACCACCCCGGCGGCGCCAAGAUCCUCAAGCGCAUGGCCGGCAAGGACGCCACCAAGUCCUUCUGGAAGUACCACGGCAAGAGCGUGCUGGAGAAGUACGGCACCAAGCUCAAGGUCGGCACCCUUGCUGAGGCUGCUAAGCUAUAA
Sordaria macrospora k-hell is the source of this 252-nucleotide messenger RNA. RefSeq lists its product as uncharacterized. The record is from RefSeq and is a predicted model, not a curated record. Gene Ontology annotation, cellular component: membrane; intracellular membrane-bounded organelle. NCBI's taxonomy places the organism in Eukaryota, Fungi, Ascomycota, Sordariomycetes, Sordariales, Sordariaceae. Gene Ontology annotation, molecular function: heme binding.